Messenger RNA from Prorocentrum cordatum, 339 nucleotides. The record is from the annotation of a GenBank genome assembly. Lineage: Eukaryota; Dinophyceae; Prorocentrales; Prorocentraceae.
AUGAGUACUGUGAAGUGGGAGCUCCAGAGGAUGAUCGCCAUGACGGCCUGUUCGAGGGGGUGCGUCAAGAUGAUGCUCUUCAGGGGAGUGGUACGCCGUGAGGCGCCAGUGCCCAGGCCCAUCGGGAAGUGCUGCACGAUGGUGCCCUGCAUGUUCAUGAUUCUCGGAAGGGGCGGCGCCAGCGCGCGUCGGGAGGCCCAUGCGGCAGCCGCUCCCGCCUUCCAGCUCACCCCGAGGGGGGCGUGGGACCCCGGCGGGUUCGGACUGCCCCUCGGCGCGGUCGACCGACGACCUCCCAGACCCGUCCGUCGAGGAGCCUCUCACGCCGCGCCCGCGUGA